Messenger RNA from Bipolaris zeicola 26-R-13, 1074 nucleotides. RefSeq lists its product as uncharacterized. The record is from RefSeq and is a predicted model, not a curated record. The coding region runs from base 1 to 1074 and encodes 357 amino acids. Gene Ontology annotation, cellular component: mitochondrion. NCBI's taxonomy places the organism in Eukaryota, Fungi, Ascomycota, Dothideomycetes, Pleosporales, Pleosporaceae. The transcript is spliced from 6 exons. Gene Ontology annotation, biological process: RNA methylation. Gene Ontology annotation, molecular function: rRNA (uridine-2'-O-ribose)-methyltransferase activity.
AUGUUAUCGCGCCGCCUCUUUCGGCAAAUUACUGAUAGCUUACUAUUGGGUUCUCGUGUUUAUCCAGAAGCCACCGUGUGUUUUGCUUCGGCGUGUUCAACAUGUAGCUCUCGUACUCAUAUUUUUGCACAAUCAAUACGUCACUCGUCCUCGUCCUCAACCAGAUGGAAGUCGCGACAGGGCAGGGACUUUUUUGCCAAGGAAGCACGAGUUCAAGGCCUGAAGAGCCGUGCUGCCUUCAAGCUGCUUGAGCUCAACGACAAACACAAGCUAUUUAAACCUGGGCAAACAGUUGUUGACUUGGGAUAUGCACCAGGGUCGUGGUCUCAGGUCGCCGUGAAUCGCACAUCUCCAGACGGGCGAGUCAUUGGCAUCGAUCUCAUACCCGCCCAGCCUCCUCGAGGUGUUUCAACUAUUCAAGGCGAUUUCCUAUCACCUAUUAUUCAAGACCAAGUGCGAGCAUAUGUUCGAGAUACAGAUCUUGGUCGGCCUAGGAGACAGGUUUCUUCGAGCACAAGCGAAGGACUCACUGAGGAAGAGCUAGAUGAAAUGCAGCGGGGUUACAUUGAGAUCGAACGUCAGGCACAUUUGGAUGGUGCAGACCCUGAAGCGAUUGGACGGCCACUCGAGGACUCGGAUGGCGACAACCCAAUCUCGACCAAUCUGUCGCUCCAAGAGCGCGAUACACAGCGGGGAAGAACAGUAGAUGUGGUACUCAGUGAUAUGUCAGAACCCUGGGACCAAACUACCGGCUUCUACAAAAAGAGCCUUAGUGACCCUUAUAUUAGGAUGAUGAACACGAGCGGCAACGCUUUCAGAGACCACACGGGCAGCAUGGAUCUGUGCAUGGCAGCUCUGAUGUUUGCCUUUGACACAUUAAAGACUAACGGCCACUUUCUCUGCAAGUACUACAAAGGGGCCGAGGAGAAGGCUUUUGAGAUGAAACUUAAGCGUCUCUUUACCAAAGUACAUCGGGAAAAGCCCGAGUCGUCACGGGCUGAAUCCAGAGAGGCGUACUUUGUGGCACUGCGUCGCAAAGAGACACCGACCAAAGAGGACGUCUUCGGCGAAUGA